GUUCUUGGCUGGCGUAAGACGAUUAAUAAUUCAGAAACUGAUUAUAAAUGCGGUUGCGUCUUAAUAUCCAGUCAAUUUGUAUUGACAGUAGCGCACUGCUCCGAUUUAGGCGGAGAAUCUCCAUCGGUAGUUCGUUUGGGUGGUAAAAAUUUGAACGAUCAGAAUAUAGAAGAAAUUAAAGUUGUACAAGUCAUUCCACAUCCACGCUACGACCCGGCUUUAGCUUAUAACGAUAUUGCCGUCGCGAAGUUAGCAAAGCCAUCGAGAGCGUCUCCUGUAUGCUUAUGGCCUCAUUCGGAUUUACCACAACAAAUGUUAACGGCCGCAGGUUAUGGUCAAACUAAAUUUGCUGGGCCCCGGUCUAGUAAUCUACUUAAAGUGUUUGUGAAAGCAAUGACUAAUGAAAAUUGUGUUCGAUUUUACAAGCAUGAGGAACGAUUAAAAUACGGCAUUGACUUGGGACAAAUUUGUGCCGGAGAUCCGCAAGGAAAAAUGGACACAUGCCAGGGUGACUCAGGUGGGCCAGUAAUAAUCAAAAUAUUUAAAUAUGAUACUCAAGUCCCGUAUUUAGUCGGUUUGACUUCAUUCGGUAUGGGCUGCGCUAUAGGAGCACCAAGCAUAUACACAAGAAUAUCCCAUUUCCUUAAUUGGAUCGAAAAAAUAGUAUGGAGAACAUAA
Messenger RNA from Glossina fuscipes, 678 nucleotides. RefSeq names its product serine protease snake-like. The annotation marks the transcript as partial. Gene Ontology annotation, molecular function: serine-type endopeptidase activity. The transcript is spliced from 5 exons. The record is from RefSeq and is a predicted model, not a curated record. Lineage: Eukaryota; Metazoa; Arthropoda; Insecta; Diptera; Glossinidae. Gene Ontology annotation, biological process: proteolysis.